GUGUCGACCGACCGGCGCAUCAGCUCGCUGUGAUGUAGCCAUGAUGAGAAAAUAUCAAAAGUAUGCAUCUGCUCCACACCUGUCUCCACCAUCGCUGAAAGGACAUAUCGAUUGCAUCGCUAAGGAAGUAAAUUCUGAGCCAAAACUCAUUUGAACUAUAGCAUGGUGCCAAUCAGGACCUACAACCGAGUUUGAUGUUGUUUUGUUUUUGGUAGGCUACCAUGCUGGUUGGAAGAUAUCAAUAAAUACCUAGCCAUUGCUCAUUGAUCAUAUGCAAUUAUACUACACUAAUGUCUGUUGAAAAAGAUCAAGACAUUGCUAUGUAGAAAUGACCAAUCUUUCAACAUGCAUAUAACACAUGUAUAGCCUAAGGUCAGGCUGUUCAUCAUUGUGAUUGGUAGAUGCAGUACCAGCAGCUGUGUAGCCUUGUUGUCAUUCCAAUCAUCAUCAUCAUCAUUGCCAUCUUCAUCAAAAUGUAAUUUGCUGUGGCUGCUAGAGCAGUUGAGCUCACAAUCAUCAAAUUCUGAAUGAAAUACAUGAACGUGCAUUGUGAACAAUGUUUCGUUUAUCCCUUAGAACGGAGCUCUCUCCAAUCUGCUCCCCCCUCCAUCAUUCGCACAACUGAUACUGAAAGAGGGAGGCAGCAACUGCCUGAGCUUAGGAAUUGAACUCCGAUAACGAAUGAUCAGGCUAUUUGUGCACCCGAUUUAGGAAUUUUAGGGGUUACAAAUGAAAUAAGGAAGUUGAAAAAACGCGUAUUCAAUUCACUAAUUGUGAAUUAUUGUAUUUGACCGCAAUUUUUACUCACUUGUUUGAGGCGGACGCCCAGAGUUCUUCCCUUCUGUUUUGAGGCUGAAGUUGUUGCGCAACGCAAAUGUGAGAUCCACAUGCAAUCUACGGAGGAGCCUUCCAAUAUUUGGAUGUAUGUGCUCUGGAAUAUAAAGUGGUUUAUUUUCAGAAGGCAGGAAAAAUAAACGUUUUUCCCCCUUGUUUGGUAUUUCAGCCUCGCAUCAAUUCUAACACGGGCAGUUGCGCGAAUUUAUUUCAUAUUUUGACCACACGGAAAAUGAAAAUACCUUUUAUCAGGGCUCGUGUAACCUCGAUAUCUCUUUGAGUCAUUAAAAAUAAACAUAAUUGGUCUCCACACUUUCAGAAAUCAGGACACAGCCACAGUUUGGAGAGGAUGAGGAGUCGCUGGGUGAAGCAUGAGCUGCCAGGGUAUCGGUCUUAGACAGGUGCCUGUGCUGCUCUUAUGGGAGGGGGUCGCUCUGGGCCUGUUCUGCUGCUGGACCUGGGCUGGGGUUGCUGCCGCCGCGGCCGGACCAAGUGAUGGCGGUGGUGCUGGGCCCAUGGGCUGGCUUCUGUCAGACAAAGGGCCCUUCCACAAUUCCCUGGAGUUUACAGAGUCUGUGGAGAGACACCAGCAGGGCUACACCACCAGAUACAAGAUCUACAGGGAGUUUGGCCGAUGGAAGGUCAACAGCCUGGCGGUGGAGGGGCGUGACAACAGUGGCGGCCUGGCUCCGCCCCUCGACCCUGACUUCAUGCACACGGUCAGGCAGCUUGGGCGGCGGCCCACACUCCGCCGGAUCACUGAGAAAAUCAUCAAGAAGUACGGGACUCACCUCCUACUGUCCGCCACGCUGGGAGGGGAGGAGUCCUUGACGAUAUUUGUGGAUAAGAGGAAGCUACGCCGCGACCCGGAACCGGGGGCUGGAGCUGAGGGCAGCAGACACAACGGUACGGGGGCCAUGGCAGGGGCGGUGACCCUGGAGGCCCUUCACCAGCUGGCUGCCUCCUACUUCACCGACAGGGAGAGCACUCUGCGCCGGCUCCACCACCUCCAGAUUGCCUCCACUGCCAUCAGGGUGACUGAAACCAGGACGGGCCCGCUUGGAUGCAGUAACUAUGACAACCUUGACUCUAUCAGCUCAGUACUGGUCCACAGUCCAGAAAACAAGAUCCAGUUACAAGGACUCCAGGUAAUUCUACCAGUCUACCUGCGGAGCCGCUUCGUCCAGGCAGCCCUCAGCUACAUCGGCUGUAACUCGGAGGGCCAGUUUGUUUGCAGGGCCAGUGACUGCUGGUGCCAGUGCGGCCCGGACUUCCCACAGUGCAACUGUCCACAGACGGAUCUCCAGGCCCUGGAGAACAACCUGCUGCGCCUCAGGGAGGCUUGGACACUGGCCAACCAGGAGUUUGUGGAAUCAGAGGAGUUCCAAAGCUUUGUUGGAAGGUUGCCAACCCAUUACGCCGUGAACACAUCUGUCGUGGAGCACUUGUGGAGGAUGGAUGGGGGUCUGCUCCAACGCUAUAGGCAGCUGGAGACCACGAGCGGCCUGCUCCUCGACAAAGCACGUCGCGCCGCUAACAAGCUCUUCAGUCUUAGCAAGAGAUGCCGCCAUCAGCCCAGAAUAGUGCUGCAGAGGGAGAGACCCCUUCGCUACUGGCUGAGCUACAUCCUGUCCCUUCUGUACUGCAGUGAGAAUGACCACAUCGGCCUGUACUCUGUGGAGACCCGCAGCUGCUCCUGCCCCUACCUCCACCCCCCCUGCCAGGGCCCCAUCCCCUGCUCAGUAGGAGAGGGCCCCCGCUGCACCUCCUGUUCCACUGAGAACCGCACCCGCUGCUCCAGCUGCAACCUGGGCUUUACCCUGGGCCAGGGGCUGUGCCGACCCGCCGUGCCUGACCCCACGGACCCCUACCUGGGCUUGGAGAGCGACCGCGACCUCCAGGACCUGGAGCUGUGCUACCUGCUCCAGCACCGGGACCCGCGCAUCACCUUGCACGGCAUCUUCGUCAGCAACGACGUUCGCCUCAACGCCUGGUUUGACCCGUCGUGGCGGAAGAGGAUGCUGCUGACCUUGAAGAGCAACCGCUACAAGUCCAACCGUGUGCACAUGCUCCUGGGGGUGGCGCUCCAGGUGUGCCUGACCAAGAACAGCACGCUGGAGCCUGCGCUGUCCGUGUUCGUCAACCCGUUCGGGGGCAGCCACUCGGAGAGCUGGACCAUGCCGAUCGGCCAGCACGGCUACCCGGACUGGGAGCGGACCAAGCUGGAUAUCCCCCUGGACUGCUACAACUGGACCUUGACGCUGGGUAACCGGUGGAAGAGCUUUUUCGAGACAGUGCAUUUCUACCUGAGGAGCCGCAUUAGGGAUUCGGUGCCAGGAUUGGCUCCAGGGCCAGAGGUUAGGGGACACAGGAACGCGAGUACAGUGUACCUGGAAUCACCGGAGGGCACCGUGAAACCAGUGGUGGCAUCUUCAUCCCAGAACAUGGGCUACAUGAAGAUCAACAGCAUGCAGCUGUUUGGAUACAGCAUGCACUUUGACCCGGACACCAUCCAGGACCUGAUCUUGCAGCUGGACUACCCGUACACUCAGGGAUCCCAGGACUCGGCCCUGCUGCAGCUGGUGGAGAUCCGCUACAGGGUCAACCGACUCUCUCCUCCAGGGGCUCAACCGAUGGACCUGUUCUCAUGUCUGCUCCGUCACAGACUGAAACUGUCCAGCUCUGAAGUAACCAGAAUACUGGCUUCCUUACAGGCUUUCAGUGCCAGACAACCAAACUCUGUGGAGUACGAAGCAACCAAACUAUGUAGUUAAUGAGCGGUGGGCAGGGCCUAUGUGAUGUCUUUUGUAUUAACCCAAUCAGAGACAAUGUCUGCCACAUAGCUUAUAGAUUUUGUCCAAUGGGUCCAUUUGUGUCGGUGUACACUGUUCAUGGCUUUAGUUGUAUGUAAGUGUCAUUAAAUUUGAUGUUUUUAAUCACUCAAAUAAUCAAAUUGCUUUGAUUUAUGGACUUUUAUGAAUUUUAGGAAACAAACCAUCAAUUGGUUAUUACAUUGAUACUAACAUGCACCCUACUGGACCAUAUGUAUCAGUCCAGUUCAUCUGCUGAGGGAAGGGGAGUGAGACGCUGCAUAUGGGCUGUGUUUUUGUACUGACCAUCUGAAGCUGCAGAAUACAUUGUCUCACAAUGUCUCUGUUCUCCAAUGGGGAGAGAAGGUAUCCUUGGCACAGAUUACCAAGCAUAUAGUGGGGAGAUUGAGAGUAGUAGCCUCCUACUCUGUACCUGGUCAACAUUCACAUUUACUGAGGGAGGGAAUCAGAGAGACAUGCAAAGCAUCAAACACAGGCUAGGUAUCAAUGGCCAUGAUCAGAGAUACAGUUGAAGUCGGAAGUUUACAUACACCUUAGCCAAAUUGUAACGGCAGUCUAGCUCUUCUUCCUCCUCGGACGAGGAGAGGAGAGAAGGAUCGGAGGACCAAUGUGCAGCGUGGUAAUUUUCCAUGAAUUUAAUAAACACGUAGACAAGAUACUGACAAACUAAUACAAAACAACAAACGACUGUGAAGCUACAAACGAAAGUGCAAUACACAAACUACUAACGUUAGACAUAGACACUAUACAAAAUAACAAACAAACAAACCGUCACAGUCCUGUGUGGCACAAACACUGACACAGGAAACAACCACCCACAAUCCCCAACACAAAACAAGCCACCUAUAUAUGAUUCUCAAUCAGGGACAACGAUUGACAGCUGUCUCUGAUUGAGAACCAUAUUAGGCUGAACACAGAAACAGACGAACUAGACACACAACAUAGAAUUCUCACCCAGGUCACUUCCUGACCAACACUAAACAAGCAAAACACAUACGAACUCUGGUCAGGACGUUACACAAAUACAUUUAAACUCAGUUAUUCACAAUUCCUGACAUUUAAUCCUCGUAAAAAUUCCCUGUCUUAGGUCAGUUAGGAUCACCACUUUAUUUUAAGAAUGUGAAAUGUCAGAAUAAUAGUAGAAAAAAUGAUUAAUUUCAGCUUUUAUUUCUUUCAUCACAUUCCCAGUGGGUCAGAAGUUUACAUACACUCAAUUAGUAUUUUUUGCAUUGCCUUUAAAUUGUUUAACUUGGGUCAAACAUUUCAGGUAGCCUUCCACAAACUUCCCACAAUAAGUUGGUUGAAUUUUGUCCCAUUCCUCCUGACAGAUCUGGUGUAACUGAGUCAGGUUUGUAGGCCUCCUUGCUCACACAAGUUUUUCAGUUCUGCCCACAACUUUGAUAGGAUGAGGUCAGGGCUUUGUGAUGGCCACUCCAAUACCUUGACUUUGUGGUCCUUAAACCAUUCUGCCACAACUUUGGAAGUAUGCUUGGGGUCAUUGUCCAUUUGGAAGAUCCAUUUGCGACCAAGCUUAAACUUCCUGACUGAUGUCUUGAGAUGUUGCUUCAAUAUAUCCACAUCAUUUUCCUUUCCUCAUGAUGCCAUCUAUUUUUUGAAGUGCACUAGUCCCUCCUGCAGCAAAGCACCCCCACAACAUGAUGCUGCCACCCCCGUGCCUCACGGUUGGGAUGGUGUUGUUCGGCUUGCAAGCCUCCCCCUUUUUCCUCCAAACAUAACGAUGGUCAUUAUGGCAGAGCAGUUUUAUUUUUGUUUCAUCAGACCAGAGGACAUUUCUCCAAAAGUACGAUCUUGUGCAGUUGCAAACCGUAGUCUGGCUUUUUUAUGGCGGUUCUGGAGCAGUGGCUUCUUCCUUGCUGAGCAGCCUUUCAGGUUAUGUCGAUAUAGGACUCGUUUUUUACUGUGGAUAUAGAUACUUUUGGACCUGUUUCCUCCAGCAUCUUCACAAGGUCCUCCACUUUUCGCACCAAAGUACGUUUAUCUCUAGGAGACAGAACGCGUCUCCUUCCUGGGCGGUAUGACGGCUGCGUGAUCCUUUGGUGUUUAUACUUGCGUACUAUUGUUUGUACAGAUGAACGUGGUACCUUCAGGCAUUUAGAAAUUGCUCCCAAGGAUGAACCAGACUUGUGGAGGUCAAACAUUUUUUUUUUUAGGUCUUGGCUGAUUUCUUUUGAUUUUCCCAUGAUGUCAAGUCAAGAGGCACUGAGUUUGAAGGUAGGCCUUGAAAUACAUCCACAGGUACACCUCCAAUUGACUCAAAUUAUGUCAAUUCGCCUAUCAGAAGCUUCUAAAGCCAUGACAUCAUUGUCUGAAAAUUUCAAGCUGUUUAAAGGCACAGUCAACUUAGUGUAUGUAAACUUCUGACCAACUGGGAUUGUGAUACAGUGAAUUAUAAGUGAAAUAAUCUGUCUGUAAACAAUUGUUGGAAAAAUUACUUGUGUCAUGCAAAAAGUAGAUGUCCUAACCGAUUUGCCAAAACUAUAGUUUGUUAACAAGAAAUUUGUAGAGUGGUUGAAAAACGAGUUUUAAUGACUCCAACCUAAGUGUAUGUAAACUUCCGACUUCAACUGUAGUUCUCACACGGAGCAAGAGGGAGUUGAUUUAAAGUCUCAAAGACCAAUGGGUAAAAUUUAGAUAGCACUUGUGCCGAAGUCACUAGUAGUCACGUAAUCUAGAUUCGUAAGACAUUUUCUUCUGGGGUUAAGGAGAGACUUGAUUUUCUGAUAUUCUCUACUAACCACUGCUCAUAUUUAGUUUAAAAAGGAUGAGAGCUGAAGGGAUAAUGCAAUGUGAGGGUACUUUAUGGAGGUAGGGGGUAUUGGCGACUGUGUAUAAGGGUGUUUUUCUGUAGUCUAAUAGUGAGAAGCUUGUACAUGUUAUUUUGUGUGUUAUUUAUGCCAGACUUUUUCAAAAAAUAAAAUAAAAAAUCUGAGUUAUCCA
This is a messenger RNA of Salvelinus fontinalis (brook trout), 6623 nucleotides long. Its product is annotated as BMP/retinoic acid-inducible neural-specific protein 3-like. Lineage: Eukaryota; Metazoa; Chordata; Actinopteri; Salmoniformes; Salmonidae. Bases 1206 to 3608 code for a protein of 800 amino acids. The record is from RefSeq and is a predicted model, not a curated record. Gene Ontology annotation, biological process: negative regulation of mitotic cell cycle; positive regulation of neuron differentiation. The transcript is spliced from 8 exons.